AACCUUGGUGAGCGCGGGAGCAGUGGGUCGACGCAAGGGUUUUCCGUUAAUCCUUCCGGCUUCCUCAAGCCCCGCGUACUAAGGUUCCGUCUAAGCGUGGGUCCGGCCCAGGGUGUGUCCCGGCGCUUGCCCCGAGGCGGCCGCAGGGAUCCCAGCAUGUGAAUUGGACACGAUCACCCAGUUGGAGAAAGAACAACUGUAGACACUGGAUCUUCAGGGAGCUGAAGAGGGGAGUGACCAAAAAUAUCUGUCUGGAUAGGGAUAUUUGAACUGAACCAAAGCAUCAACACCAAUCAGGCUAUUUCUGAAGAACUAGAGUUUCCAGGGUCAGCAAUGGAAAGUCUCCAAAGGAAUACUGCCCAACGUCCUAUGAAUGAAGAAGCCUGUAAAAGUGAGGGCCAGUUAUCAAGGCAGACAAAAUGUCCUCCACAGAAGAAAUCUUCUUUUGAGAAAACAGCAAUUAGAAAAGUGUCUAUGACCCUCAAGGAAAUUUUCACUAGGGAGAGAGGCCCUGAAUCCAGUGAAUUUAGUCUAAGCUCAAAGCUUAAUACACGGCAGAAAAUUCCAAAGGGAGCUAUGUCCCCCAUAUCUAGGAAAAACUCCAAAGAUAAUUCAGGCUUAAUUAAACACCAAAAACUUUUUCCGCAAAGGAAACCUUGUAAAUGCAAUGAAUGUGGUAAAGCCUUUAGUUACCAAUCAGACCUUAUUGUCCACAGUAGAAUUCAUGGUGGAGAAAAGCCUUUUGUAUGCAAUGAAUGUGGUAAAACUUUUAGCCGAAGUACACACCUUAUUGAACAUCAAAGAACUCACACCGGAGAGAAACCUUAUGAAUGCAGUGAAUGUGGAAAAGCUUUUAGCCGGAGUACACACCUUAGUCUACAUCAGAGGAUCCAUACUGGAGAAAAACCAUAUGAAUGUAGUGAAUGUGGAAAAGCCUUUAGCCGAAGCACUAACCUUAGUCAGCAUCAGCGAACUCAUACUCAAGAAAAACCUUACAAAUGUAAUGAAUGUGGGAAAGCCUUCAGUGACCAUUCAACCAUAAUUCAGCAUCAACGAAUACACACUGGAGAGAAUCCCUAUGAAUGCAGUGAAUGUGGAAAAGCUUUCAGUUGGAUCUCAUCUCUUAUUGAACAUCAGAGAACACACACUGGGGAGAACCCCUAUGAGUGCAGUGACUGUGGGAAGGUAUUCAGUCGGAGCUCAUCCCUUGUUGAACAUGAGAGAAUACACACUGGAGAAAAGCCCCACGAGUGUAGAGAGUGUGGAAAGGGUUUCAGCCGGAGCUCCUCCCUUAUUAUUCACCAGAGAACUCAUACCGGAGAAAAGCCUUACAAGUGUAAUAACUGUGGAAAAGCCUUCAGUCAGAGUUCAUCUCUCAUCAGACAUCAGCAACUUCACACUAAAGAGUAAUAUCUGUGCUUUCCUUAAUGUUAGCACAAGAGCACACAGCAUAACCUCCCACAGCUGAAAAGAAACAUAUAUACUUGUUUGAAUUUUCCUUCCUACUAGCUAGCUCUAAGCCAGUUUCAAGCUAGCCUUCCUUCCUUUUUGUAAACUAAAUGCUCAAAUGAGUGAUCAAUCCAACAAGGGGAUGAAUUUUAAAACCUAACAUAUUCACUCUAAUAUUCUGGAGGGCUCCAAUCUUAGAAUAUACAGCUACCUAACACCUUGCAGUUCCUCACCUUAUCUAUUCCAUGGAGCUUGGAUCCCUGAACCACUAGUGAACCCUCUCUUUCCCAACCACAUCAGCUCCUUCACUUAAAAGAGGAAAUACCAUGUGUGUGUAUUUUCAUGCUUGCUGGCUCCAGUGGCAGAAGAGAAGUAGCUGGCUUCAGAUUAGGAUAAAAAAUUCCCACCAGUUUGGGGAUAAAAAAUUCAGUCUCGAAUUAUAUGGACAAAUUUUUCUCUUCCUUCCUCCCUUACCUUUUUUGCUAUAGCAUAGUUUCCUCAAAGUAUAGCCCAUAGUUCUAAUGUGCCUAACUAAUCCCAGUGUUAUUUUAUCUUAUCCUUACCAAGAAGGUCCUAAAAAUCUUAGUUCCUCCAUUAUCUUUUAAAAAAUUGCUGUCCUAUUUUAAAAACUUUUCUUUUGUUUACAGACUUCAUGAAACAUAUACCAUCUGGUUCUGACUCUCACCAGCCUUGUUAAGUUGAUCUGUCAAAGACAAACUCAGUGCCUUUUUCUCAGUCCUCUUCCUACUUGACAUUUGCAGAAUUGGUAAUUUUGGCCACUCCUAUGCCUUAAAACGUGAGCUUCUGGGAUCCAUUAUUCUGUGCUGAUCCACACUUUUCCUACCUCCCAGCACUUCUCUGAUUAACAAUGAUCAGCUCUGUGACUUGGGCAAGAGUUGGACCAGAAUAAUUUCAUUUUAUUGGCUUAUAGUACUUCAUGUUAUUCAAUUAGAUUGUAAGCUUCUUGAAAACAGAAAUCUUGUUUUAGAUCCCUAUAAAACAUCACACAGUGCUGAGCAGUCACUAAAUGCCCCAAAAUUAUUGCUUACUGAUUCCUCUUUAUCUAUCCUGGUUAAUCAGUCUGCUAGGAUUUAUUUGAAAUGUCUUGAUAGUUGAUUUCUUUCUCUCUAUUCCUACUGCUGCUGCCAAGUCCUCAGUAGUUUGGGCCUAGAUUACCAGAGUAAACACAUUGUUGCUGCUCUUGUCUCCCUGUCUUUAUAUAGCUGCCUGACUAAACUACCACUUGGUUCAGAAAGAAUCCACAGUUUCCCAUUGUCCCAAGGAAAAAGUUCAAAGGACUUUAACUUGAAGACCUUGCACAGUUGGAUCUAUUUACAUAUUUUCCAUUACUCCCCUGUACAACUGGGCAGCCCUGUCCUUUGUCUCUACGACACCCUUUCUCUUCACACUUGGCUCCGCUUCAAACUAUUCCGUGGCACCAUUUUACAUACCCUGCUUUCCUCCCUGUAUCUCCAGAAAUCUAUCCAUACUUUAUAAAAGGCCCUGGUCAGGUCCUGCCUCCUCUGUGAUAAUUUCAGCACCACCCCCCCCCCUUAGAAGUCCUUUACAGUGAUGGUUUUCCUUAUUCUCCUGUAUUACAUACUUUCUUAUUCUGUUCUCUGGUUCUGUCAGGUGCUUUUUUCCAUGAACUUUUUUGAAGUUAGAAAUUGUCUUAAAUCUCUUAGAAGCCCCAUCUAAUACAUAGUACAAUGCAGGCCUGGGUUGUAGUUUUAAUCUAAGUCAGGAGGGUUUAAUUUAAUAAUGCAGUCACUUUACUCUUUUGAAUGGUGAGAUUACCUCAUAAAUAUUUUUGUCCUUUUUGUCCUACCUUGAAUUAUAUACAUUAAGCCUUGGGACUGACUCUCCUUCAGAGCUCCUGGGAUGCUGGUCUCUUGGCUUUCCACUUCAUGAGAUUGUUUUAAGGAGUAUGUGGGUUUAUUCAUAUAAAGUGAUGAAAACAGUGCCUGACAUAUAGUAAGUGUUCAAUAAAUGCUAAUUGUUAUGAUUCUAUUCCUUCA
This is a messenger RNA of Aethalodelphis obliquidens (Pacific white-sided dolphin), 3467 nucleotides long. RefSeq names its product zinc finger protein 391 (gene ZNF391). The record is from RefSeq and is a predicted model, not a curated record. Gene Ontology annotation, biological process: regulation of cytokine production; negative regulation of transcription by RNA polymerase II; regulation of immune system process. Bases 334 to 1410 code for a protein of 358 amino acids. Gene Ontology annotation, cellular component: nucleoplasm. Lineage: Eukaryota; Metazoa; Chordata; Mammalia; Artiodactyla; Delphinidae. Gene Ontology annotation, molecular function: RNA polymerase II cis-regulatory region sequence-specific DNA binding; DNA-binding transcription repressor activity, RNA polymerase II-specific. The transcript has 3 exons.